Molecule: messenger RNA, 1093 nt
Organism: Annulohypoxylon truncatum
Lineage: Eukaryota; Fungi; Ascomycota; Sordariomycetes; Xylariales; Hypoxylaceae
Product: Translin
Exons: 3
Coding region: 65-907 (280 amino acids)
Cellular component (GO): cytoplasm; nucleus
Molecular function (GO): sequence-specific DNA binding; RNA binding; RNA endonuclease activity
Source: RefSeq, a predicted model, not a curated record
CAUCACCAAUCACGAAGAAUGAAGAAAUCACUGUGAAAUCAUCGCCAUAACCCAACGCCAGAGAAUGUCCGAAGUACUUGUUCCACAACCUCGAAGCCGCAACAUGGGUGUUAAGAGAGACCAUCAAGGCAGGGAGAAGAUGGACGGCCGGGCGGAUAAGGAUAUGCCGCGCAACGCUUACACCUCCAUGUUCGAGUCGUUCCGAGCUGAGCUGGACGAGCAUCAUGACCGGCGCAUGAAGAUAGGGAAGGUCUCGCGAGAUGUUACGGCCCUUAGUAAGAAGAUAAUAUUUUCAUUACAACGUGUCCGCAAGCUUAAUCAGCCACUCCCGCCUCGCAUUCAAUCCGAUAUUGAUGAUCGGUUAAAAGAGAUCGCUGAACUUCUGGCUACCAUCGAGGGAGAUGUGGCUGGAAUGAAUCGAUAUCGCUACCCGCUCAUAUGCCUGGAGGAAUUCGUUGAGGCCAUCUCUUUUUCCCACUACCUCCAGCACCAGAAGAUCAUCACAUUUGCUGAAGCGCAGGCGGCGCUUCCCGUCAACAUACCACUGACACCUUCGGAUUACGUUUUCGGCAUCUUCGAUCUGACCGGUGAGAUGAUGCGCUUCGCCACCGCCGUCACCGCCCUCAGCGGAAGCAUGCCUGGUCUAGACGCUAAGAACUCUGAAGGCCGAACGAUUCUGAACGACAUGCAAGAAGUGAGCUCCGUACUGCAGAUCUGCCCGCCCCUUGGCGGAAAGCCCGGUACCUACUCUAAGAAAUUAGGUAUCAUGAUCGAGCAAGUGCUCAAGGUAGAAAGACUCGGAUACGGCAUCACAGUACGAGGCAACGAGCGGCCUAAGGGCUGGAUGCCAGAUAUGAACGAACCCGGAGGAGGCGAGGGAUACCAGGAAGAUAUUGUCAUGGAUUAAGGCACGCCUGCCAAGGGACUUUUCUAGCUCUUAUCAAUAGUCUUCUUUAGACUCUAGACUGAGAAGAUCAAGAUUUCCCGGAUGCUGAUAGGGUCGUCGGAUGUAGCAUCGCUCAUCUAUCCAGCCAUGGAUCAUUUAUCCGCUAAUGGAAUGAAAAUCAUGCCAUUAACUACUCGUUCAAAAAAA